This is a messenger RNA of Bradysia coprophila, 2141 nucleotides long. RefSeq lists its product as uncharacterized. Lineage: Eukaryota; Metazoa; Arthropoda; Insecta; Diptera; Sciaridae. The record is from RefSeq and is a predicted model, not a curated record. Gene Ontology annotation, molecular function: protein binding.
UGAUUUUAGUUGUUGUGAUGGAUAGGUUGUUAACAGUUGUGUAGCUAUAUUGUAGGACGGUAAAUAAAUACGCAAAGUGCUUCAUGCUUGUAAUUAAACUCCGUGGUAAAUUCACUUUGUUCUGUGUCCAGUUUCGUCGUCAGGCCAGGUGUUUUUCUGGCGACAAAGGUUGUCGAUGAAAAAUCAUUUACCAAACAUUUCGAUUCAUAGAUAAACCGACAGUGAUAAGCACCUUUACUACCAUAUAUGGUUAUGCUUAAACGUGACAGUGUCGAUACAGUCAUCAACAUCAUAAUUACAGAGGGGGUUCUCGGUGUUAAAUUGCGUGCGGUCUCGUUGAAUCCUUGUCUUAUGUUCUGUGCCUUCUAAUUGAACUCGAACGAAUGCGAAAGUAUUUGAAGCAAUCGUUACCGAUCCCAUUUAGUAUAUUUCAUCGACAGGGUGUCACUCAAACGUUCAGCAAUCAGUUCGAACGGGCGCUGAUUCAUAGAAACAUUUCUCGGGUGUUGGAAUAAUGGCAUCAAUCGAAACCCUCCCGGCGGAUGUCCUGUUGCAUGUUUUUGGUUACUUGGACGGUAAAUCGUUGAAGAACGCGGCUCUGGUUUGUAGAUUUUGGAAUGACGUCAUAUCUGGAUCGUCUAUAAUUACAAAGAAUUUUGCGUUGAACUUAAGCGACGCCACGCAUUCGACUGAUUCGAGCGAUCAACGGUAUGUUAAUGAAACGUGGACCGACAACGCUAUUGAGUUACUACUACAGAUCGCGGGAAGACAUGGCAGUUCGGUACGUAGACUGGUGUUGCAGAAUGGUGAAUUUGAAAAUCCCGAUGACUUUUGCAGUAUCUUCCGUUGCAUGCCUUUGUUGAAUGAGCUAAUAAUAGUUCGAGUGAAAGUCAACGUAAGGGACGAUUUCGUCAACGAAAACCGAUCUAUGCUCAGUGAAUUGAACAAGUUAACGGUACACACCUGCAACUGGAACAUUUUCAAAUUAUUCAUGGCAUCGCCCGUUAAGGAACUUCUGAUCGCCAAUAAAUUCACGUUCGUGGACGAUCAACAACGCGCGGCGUACAUGAACUUCCUGGCAGCAGCCACCGAACUGGAAUCCAUUGAAUUCGAUUAUGCAGCCUUUGGGAAAACGUUUCGCAACGAAGUGGACGGUAACACUUCACUGAAACUGCAGAGACUGAAAUAUUUAUCGUUUUCACCGGUGUUUGAGGACGACAUAAACAGAAAUUUCGGAUUAUUUCUGGAGUCACAGGCUGCGUUGCUAACCGAACUGGAUUUGAAUUAUACUUCGUCGGACAUCGUCAAAAUCAUUUUUACGAAACUGAAACAUUUGGCAAAGUUACGACUGAACGCAGUGGUACUUCCUACCGACACGGCUUUCUACGGUUCGUUUCGGUCAAUGUUGCAUCUAAAACACCUCAACCUCCAUGACGAUAUACCAUCUGAUGUGUGCGUUAAAGAGAUUUUGAUGAACUGUGGUAAUCUUGAAACACUAAGCGUGAUGCACGACCCGGGCCUGUAUGUCUCCAAUCUCCAUACAUUCAUGGCAGCUAAUACUCCGAUGUUGAAAAGUUUAUCGCUGAAUGCUUUACCGGCAGAGAUUUCUCCGGAAGCGAAGUUUAAUCAUCUCAAGUUUCUCCAUAUUAAUGCGUGUCCGAGCUACCACAACUUAAUCAAGUUCCUCGAUAACAACGACACCGUUGAAACGCUCAGUAUGACUUUAAAUACCGAAACUGUGCCAGACGAUACAAUCUUGUUGGCUCUACUGAAUCGACCUAAUUUAGCGCAUUUGAUCGUCACAACGGUCUUCAGUGAAUUGAACGCAAUUUACGGGAAAAUCAAACUCGAUUACCAGAAAUUGAAAUCGUUGGAACUGCGAAUGGCGGGCACUGAUGAUUAUGUUUUGAUUCGAUUUCCCAACGACAAAUCGAAGUGGCAACCGAAACAACUGAAGAUGCUUUUCGAAAAUCAAAGAAUGAAGCUCGUUUUGGUAUAAGUUGUCGCAGACAUACGGUAUGCUUAAAACUUUAUGUAUUAUGGAAGGGAACACUACCUCAUUCUCAGUAUUGUGCUUUAGAUUAGUAAGUUGUAGUUGUAGAGGAGUACGGCGCGACAUUAAAAUAAAAUCUAACUAUCAA